AUGCACUUCACCACCCCCCUAUCCCUCUCCCUUCUCCUCCCCCUCCUCUCAACCACCGCCUCAGCCGCAAGCUGCACCAUCGACGGCAGCGCUGCAGCCUACCACUGGGAAGUCCGCGCCAGCGGCGUCUACGGCAUCCCCGGGUGGUGCGGCGGCCUGUGGGACAACCUCAACAGAUGGGGCGGACUGUGCAAUCCUUCUUAUCCAUAUUGUAAUGGGCAGGACGGCGAGAUGGUGUGGAGGUUUACGACGAGUGUGGGGUGUAUGAGGGGGCAUGUUGAGUCGGUUUGGUGGGAGGCGACUAAGAAUGAGUUUGGGGCUAUUACUUGUGUGGAUGCGCCGGAGAAGAAGAGGGAGGUGCUGGAUGCACCAGAAAAGAUGAAGAGGGAGGAGUUUAAGGCUUGA
Messenger RNA from Bipolaris victoriae FI3, 405 nucleotides. RefSeq lists its product as hypothetical. The transcript has 2 exons. The record is from RefSeq and is a predicted model, not a curated record. Lineage: Eukaryota; Fungi; Ascomycota; Dothideomycetes; Pleosporales; Pleosporaceae. The coding region runs from base 1 to 405 and encodes 134 amino acids.